Molecule: messenger RNA, 489 nt
Organism: Phytophthora sojae
Lineage: Eukaryota; Oomycota; Peronosporomycetes; Peronosporales; Peronosporaceae
Exons: 1
Coding region: 1-489 (162 amino acids)
Source: RefSeq, a predicted model, not a curated record
AUGAAGUUUAGCACGUUCCUCGUUGCCGCACUUGCCGUCGUCGGUGUUGUCACCGCCGCUGCCGACCAACCUGCUGCCGGUACGCUGCCGGCCGUCAAAUCCGCCGCCGAAGCGCUCGAGAAGCUUGAAGCGUCCGAAUUGCCCGAUGGUGUCACGCUCACGGGCGCCAGUGAGAAGAUCGACCCGCCUGCCGGUGCCGCCGCCGCGAUCGCCGCCAAGGAAGGUGGCAAUACUAAGCACGAUGGUGACGACGACAAGAAGGAGCAGUACGGCGGCUGGGGUCUGGGCCUUGGCGCUGGCUGGGGUCUCGGCGGCGGCUGGGGCAACUGGGGUGGCUGGGGCGGCUACGGCCCCUACCGCUUCGGAUUCAUGUGCGGCGGCUCCCCUGGCUGGGCCUACCCGCUGGGCUACUGGAACAUGUUCGGCGCGGGUCUCUACGGCGGCAGCUGCGGCCUGGGCAUGCCUUUCGGCGGCCUCUACUACUGCUAG